AUGAAUCACCAAAGUUUACCAGAUCAUUCUAACCACAAUGUGAACCAUGAACAUUCACAAGAGAAUUUUGAUAAAAGUAGGAAUCACCAAAGUUUACCAGGGCAUUCUAACCACAAUGUGAAUCAUCAACAUUCACCAGAGAAUUUUGAUAAAAGUAUGAAUCACCAAAAUUUAUCAGAGCAUUCCUAUCAAACUAUGAAUUAUCAACUUUCACCAGAGAAUUAUCAUAAAAGUAUGAAUCAGCAAAGUUUAUCAGAGCAUUCUAAUCAAACUAUGAAUCAUCAACAUUCACCAGAGAAUUUUCAUAAAAGUAUGAAUCACCAAACUUUAUCAGAACAUUCUAGUCAAGCUUUAAAUCAUCAACAUUCACCACAGAAUUUUCAUAAAGCUAUGAAUCACCAACGUUUAUCAGAGUAUUCUAGUCAAACUAUGAAUCAUCAACAUUCACCAGAGAAUUUUCAUAAAAGUAGGAAUCACCAAAGUUUAUCAGAGCAUUCUAGUCCAACUAUGAAUCAUCAACAUUCACCAGAGAAUUUUCAUAAAAGUAUGAAUCACCAAAGUUUAUCAGAGCAUUCUAGUCAAACUAUGAAUCAUCAACAUUCACAAGAGAAUUUUCAUAAAAGUAUGAAUCACCAAAAUUUAUCAGAGUAUUCUAGUCCAACUAUGAAUCAUCAACAUUCACCAGAGAAUUGUCAUAAAAGUAUGAAUCACCAAAGUUUAUCAGAGUAUUCUAGUCCAACUAUGAAUCAUCAAAGAUUAUCAGAGCAUUCUAGUCCAACUAUAAAUCAUCAACAUUCACCAGAGAAUUUUCAUAAAAAUAUGAAUCACCAAAGUUUAUCAGAACAUUCUAGUCCAACUAUGAAUCAUCAACAUUUACCAGAGAAUUUUCAUAAAAUUAUGAAUCACCAAAGUUUAUCAGAGCAUUCUUAUCACAAUGUGAACCUACAACAUUCGCCAGUAGUGAAUAUAAAUACGAUGCAAAUUAAUAGAGCACAGCAAGAUAUGAGUGUGGUGCAUAAUAGGCAUGCUAACGAUAGGAAAAGACCUGUGACCGAAACAACUUUAUAG
Messenger RNA from Mercenaria mercenaria, 1068 nucleotides. Its product is annotated as histidine-rich glycoprotein-like. Lineage: Eukaryota; Metazoa; Mollusca; Bivalvia; Venerida; Veneridae. The transcript has a single exon. The record is from RefSeq and is a predicted model, not a curated record. The coding region runs from base 1 to 1068 and encodes 355 amino acids.